AUGGCUGAUUUCACAACUACCAAGCUAAAUCCCGAGAACCAUCUAAUCCUCGAUCAACCACUCCUUCGACUUCCCCUCGAACUCCUCAAGAAAAAUUUCAAAGUGGUCCAUUUCAAUCUCGAAAAAGAAUCUGCGAGCGUUAAAACUGCCUUGAAAGAAACCACUGACGCUUCCCUCAAUGCCCAUGCUUCUCCCGACGACGUUCUCAAAAAUGUUGAUUAUAUGCUCACCCGCAUGCGUGGUCUAAAACGCAAACUCCAAUCAUGUGCCGAAGAAGAGAAGAGACUACAAACACAAUCUGCUGCGAGGAUCAAACAUAUAAGUGCACUUUAUGAUAUAAAGAGUUUAGAGGAUGUAAAAUAUGAGGAAUGGAGUCGGACACGAUUAGAUCGGUUGCUAGUUGAUUAUUUGUUAAGGAAUGGAUAUAAAGAUAGUGCUAGUGCUCUUGCUCAGGAGAAGAAUAUCGAGGAGCUGGUGGAUGUGGAUACUUUCGUUCAGAUGAGUAGGAUCAAAGACAGUCUAUGCAAAGGCAAAGUUACGGAGGCGUUGGCAUGGUGUUCGGAAAAUAAGAAAGAGUUGAGGAAGAUGGAGAGUAAUCUCGAAUUUAUGCUUCGUUUCCAGCAAUAUGUCGAGUUGGUACGCACAAAAGAUGAGGCGAAGUUGGUUGAAUCUAUCGCACAUGCGAAAAAGUAUCUAUUACCAUUCCGGGAAAGCUAUCCCAAAGAAGUUCAACAGGCGUGUGGGCUCCUAGCAUUUCCUCCCGAUACUAAAGCUGCAGGUUACGGAGAACUCUAUAGUCCCACUCGCUGGACACACCUCGCCAACCUUUUUACACAAACGCACAAUGAACUCCUUAAUAUUUCCUCUGUACCUCUCCUGCACAUCGCUCUCUCUGCCGGUCUCUCUGCACUCAAAACUCCUGCCUGUCAUUCUUCGCAUACCUCCUCUAUCUCUCCCACUUCUACAGCCACAACGACUACGUCCGUUUGUCCUAUCUGCAGUAUCGAACUCAACGAAUUGUCUAAAGACAUGCCCUAUGCACAACACACUAAAAGUCACGUUGAAAGUGAUUUGGUGCUUUUGCCGAAUGGUCAUGUGUAUGGUGAGCAUCGAUUGCACGAGUAUAGUCGGAAAGUGGGUUUGGAGGAGGAAACGUAUAAGGAUUUGAGGACGGGAGAGGUGUUUGCGAAAGGCUUGGCGAAGAAAGUAUUUAUCUCAUGA
This is a messenger RNA of Botrytis byssoidea, 1221 nucleotides long. RefSeq lists its product as uncharacterized. Gene Ontology annotation, molecular function: ubiquitin protein ligase activity; protein binding. The transcript has 4 exons. Gene Ontology annotation, biological process: proteasome-mediated ubiquitin-dependent protein catabolic process. Gene Ontology annotation, cellular component: GID complex; cytoplasm; nucleus. NCBI's taxonomy places the organism in Eukaryota, Fungi, Ascomycota, Leotiomycetes, Helotiales, Sclerotiniaceae. The record is from RefSeq and is a predicted model, not a curated record. The coding region runs from base 1 to 1221 and encodes 406 amino acids.